Paralichthys olivaceus (Japanese flounder) is the source of this 4796-nucleotide messenger RNA. RefSeq names its product mcf.2 cell line derived transforming sequence-like b (gene mcf2lb). The record is from RefSeq and is a predicted model, not a curated record. Gene Ontology annotation, molecular function: guanyl-nucleotide exchange factor activity; protein binding. Gene Ontology annotation, cellular component: cytoplasm. Lineage: Eukaryota; Metazoa; Chordata; Actinopteri; Pleuronectiformes; Paralichthyidae. Gene Ontology annotation, biological process: positive regulation of Rho protein signal transduction; intracellular signal transduction.
UGCAAUGUAAGGGAGAGUCUGAGUCAGAAUGAAAGUGAAAUAGAUCUUCUGAUAGCUUUUUGCGAAACUGCAUGGAACCAGUGUUGUGGAUGAGGAGUGAACUAAAGGUAGCCUGCAGGAUGGGAGGAGAGCAAGUGGCAGAUUCAGGCAUCUUGAUGGAGAAGGAUGUGGAGGUCGAGUUAGACUCCGGGUUUUACAUGGAAGCAGAUCCAGAGCUGAGUGAAGCGGGAUGGGUGAGUGCAGGUUCUGAUGAAUGUUCAGACACGGAGGAGCUGGACUGGUUUUUGGUGACAGGACACAUAGAGGAUGAGGAGCGAAGAGAGGGACGCACAGGAGAAGAUGUCGGGAGUCAAACUCAAGAGGAAGGAGAGAUGGAAGCUGACUCUGAGUCAAAUAAAGUUAAAAGUGGAAGGACUGGUGAUCAGACCGAAGAGGUGAAAGAUACACAGGGAGUGUUAGGUGUGUGUUCGUGGUCAGCAGAGGAGAGUGGGGGUCAUGUGCGGAUUUCUCUGGAGGAGGUGGAAAGAUACUACAGAUUUUCACGUUACUGCAGAUGGCUGCAUGAUGAAAUCAUGGAGCUGGACAGCAGCCCUCUCCACGCUGCUGACAUCACCCCUGACCUCAAGAAGCAGUUCGCCUUCCUCUCAGGAGGUAGAGGAGAUAAUGGCAGCCCAAUCAUUGUGUUCCCAGAAUUCCCUGCAUUUGGAGAGAUCACGGACAGAGAGUUUCACAACGUGCUGACCUAUCUGACAAGUGUACCCAGUUUGUCAUCGACAAGCGUGGGUUUCAUCCUGGUCAUUGAUCGCCGGCAAGACCGAUGGGCGGCUGUUAAGGGGACCCUGCUUCGCAUUGCAGGCUCCUUCCCAGGGAACCUCCAGCUGGUUCUGGUUCUGAGGCCCACCGCCCUCCUGCAGCGCACGCUGUCCGACAUCCUCUUCAAGUUCAACAAGGAUGAGUUCAAGAUGAAGGUUCCGGUGAUCAUGCUGAGCUCAGUAACUGAGCUGCACUCCUACAUCGACCGCUCCCAGCUGACCCAGGAACUCGGGGGAAUCCAGGAGUACUGCCAUGAGAAGUGGAUCUCCCACCGCACUGCUAUUGAAGGCUUUGCUCUGAUGGUAAAGAAAACAGCACAGACCCUGCAGUCAUUUGGGACGGAGCUGGCAGAAACUGAACUCCCAAAUGAGAUCCAGGCCACAACCGUCCUGCUCAGCACUCACACCAACAAGAAAGACAAAAUGAAGGAGGAUCUGCUGGUGGCUCUGGGUCAGGGCAAAAGGCUGUUGGAGAGCAUCAAUGAACCUGUAGUACGAGACCCCGACCACAACAUGAACCAGGAUGAGCUGGAGAAUUUAGCCACUGUGCAAAGACUGCUGUCUCAGCUGGACGAGACAGAAAGGGCUUUCGAUGAGUUCUGGGUGCGACAUCAGACCAAAUUGGAGCAGUGUCUCAAACUGCGCCAUUUUGAGCACAACUACAGAGAGGUGAGGGCGCUGCUGGAUCAGGUGUCUGAGAAACUUGUAUCCUUCUCUGAGGUCGGAAUCAGCCCAGCUCACGAUGAGCACAGCUUGUGUGAGCUCACCAGUUAUGAGGAGAGAGUCUGUGAGGUGCUGGACCGAGCCUCAGCUUUGUGUCGUGAGGGCGAUGAACUCAUCCAGAACUCACAUUAUGCUGAAGACUCCAUUCAGCCCAAAUGCAGCGAUCUCAGAGGAAUCAGUGAGAGUGUGAGCGGGAGCCUGAGUGCCAAAAAGGAUCAUCUCCUCAAAGCCAUGGAGCUGCAUCACUGUUUGCAGAGGGCCUGUAAAUGGGUUGAUGAUGGUAUUUACCUGCUGGCGUCUCAGCCGGUCGACAAGUGUCAGUCACAUGAGGGGGCUGAGUUAGCGCUGCAGGAGCUGGAGCGUUAUCUGGAUAACGCAGGCCAGAACCAGCUGACAGACCUCGAUACCAUCUGGAAAGAAUAUGAUGCUGUGCUCAACCAGCAGUUCAAGGACCAAGUGGAGAGGAUUUCCCAGAAGCAGGCGUCCAUGCAAGAGAUGUUUGACAAGAGGAGGGUGAGCCUGAAGAAGCUUGCAGCCAAACAAACCAGACCGGUGCAGCCGGUAGCUCCCAGACCUGAGGCCUUCAUCAAAUCUCCUCUCAGCUCACCUGCUCACAGAGCACAGCAGGAGAAAAACUCCUCAGAGACAGACACUGGGAACAACUGUGAGAAAGAAAACGGCCAACUGCAGAACGGAGACAGUAACAGCCGACAUGCCUCGCUGUCCGAGGAGGAGGAGAACCUGGCUGUUCUCAGGAGACAUGUUAUGAACGAGCUGCUGGAAACUGAGAGAGCCUACGUGGAGGAGCUGCUCUGUGUGUUGCAGGGAUAUGCCUCAGAGAUGGAUAAUCCAGCCAUGUGUGUCCUCAUGCCUGCUCCGCUGCAGAACAAAAAGGAGGUUCUGUUUGGCAACAUGCCUGAAAUUUACCACUUCCACAAGAGGACUUUUCUGCGGGAGCUGGAGCAGUACACCGACUGCCCUGAGCUGGUCGGAAGGUGUUUUCUAGAGAGGAUGACAGAUCUGCAGAUCUAUGAGAAGUACUGUCACAACAAGCCUCGCUCUGAAAGCCUCUGGAGGCAAUGCUCUGACUGCGCCUUCUUCCAGGAGUGUCAGAAAAAGCUGGAGCAUAAACUGGGUUUAGAUUCUUAUUUGCUGAAGCCGGUUCAGAGAAUCACCAAAUAUCAGCUGCUACUGAAGGAAAUGCUGAAGUACAGUAAGGGCUGUGAAGGGGCAGAUGACCUGCAGGUGGCCCUGACCUCCAUCUUGGGCAUCCUAAAGGCCGUCAAUGACUCCAUGCACCUCAUCGCCAUCACCGGAUAUGAGGGUAAUCUGAGUGACCUGGGGAAGCUGCUGAUGCAGGGGUCGUUCAGUGUGUGGACGGAGCACAAAAAAGGUCACGCCAAGGUCAAGGAUCUGGCCCGUUUCAAGCCCAUGCAGCGACACCUCUUCCUCCAUGAGAAGACCCUGCUCUUCUGCAAGAGGAGGGAGGAAAAUGGAGAGGGCUACGAGAAAGCUCCGUCGUACAGCUUCAAACAGUCUCUGAAUAUGAGCGCUGUGGGCAUCACUGAGAAUGCAAAGGGAGACAACAAGAAGUUUGAAAUCUGGUGCAACUCAAGGGAAGAGGUUUAUAUUGUUCAGGCCCCAACAACUGAAGUAAAAACCACUUGGGUGAAAGAGAUCAGGAAGGUUCUGACGACACAGCUGGAAGCGUGCAGAGCCAGCCAGCAGAGGGCGCCAGACCAGGUGGUCCAGUUCACUCCUGCAUCCAGUGGAAGUCUCAGUCCAUUCAAGAGUCAGAGGAGCUUUAAGAAGGGAGAGGAGAAGAAAGCUGAGCCCUGCAGCCCUGACGUCAACUCCUCCUCCUCACCAAAGCCCACAGGAAAAGACGAGGCUGCGACAAGCCCGACCUCAGACAGAGCUGCUGCGGCUAAAAAGCGUUUUACUUUACAAGGUUUCAGUAACCUCAAGGCUCAGAAAGGAUCCCCGACGAGCCCCGAUCACAAGACGAAACGCCAGAGUGACCCGACGCCAUUCGGCUUCAAAGGCUGGAACAAAGCUUCCCUGUCGUUGGAUGCCUCAGAGGAGAAUGAUGGAUAUUCCAGCGCAGAGGAUCCUAUUAACUCUGACCCAGAGGACGACAACGGCAAGAAGCUGAGUGCUGGGAAAUACACGGUGAUGGUCGACUACGAGAAGGGCGGCGCUCAAGAGCUCCCAGUGAAGAGUGGAGACAUGGUGCAGCUGGUCAAAGAGGGAGAUGACGGACAGUGGUUUGUUCGUAAUCUGAGCACGUCGAAGGAGGGCUGGAUCGCUGCUGCUAAUCUUAUCACCCUCAUCACAAAGUCCAAGUCCUGUCAGUCUCUCACCAGCUCGGAAGGCAGCGGCUCUGGAAACCUCAGCACGUCGUCCAGCUGCAGCGAGACCUACACAGGCCUGUCCGACAUCAAACCCUGAACUCCUCUGCACUUCCUCCGUCGCUGAACUGCAUCACGUGUCUGUGCUGUAACGCCAACAUCAGUACUCAUAAGCGUUUACUAAGGUUUCCGCAGAAACUGUAUCUUUAUCACCACAGAUCUGACUGUGGUGUCAUCAUACAGUGAAGAUACAGAAAUAUGUCACAUACAGUAAAGUCAUAGUGUCGUAUUCCUUCUGUAUACACACACACACCUGUUCAUUUUCUUUUCAAUGCAAGGUCCGUGUGGGUGUAAUGUUAUAGAUGUAUGAAUGGGCCAGCAGGACUGAUCUCAGUUAAUGCAUCUAUUAGUGUCUCGUUAAAGAUGAGUGAUUAGACGUGGAUGACUGUUGUUUACAUUCCCACUGUUACAGCUUGUUUAGUCUAAUCACCUCUAUGUCCUGCUUAUUUUUCCCUUUACGUUAUUUAUUUGUAAGAAACAAAAAUUCCCACAUACGAUUAGUACAUUUUUGAUUUACUCAAAUCUCUGUAUCUUUCUCACAUCUUUCUCUUUGACGUCGGUCCGAAACAUGCUCCGCCACCAGCCGCCUGAGCUUUUGAGUCCGAGCUCUGUUCUUUAUUUUCUCUGUGGUUUCUCAUGUUCGCUGCAGAUUAAAGAUGUUUCUCCGUGUGAAUAAUCAGAAAUCACUGUAUAGCGCUAACUUAUUCCCAGUGGAGGGAUCAUGUUCUGGAUGUAGAUAUUAAUUCAUGUGCGUCUGUCAUGAGAUGUUUGUUACUGAUGAGAUCAUAUAUUGUACAUGAAGUUCGGUGAUGUCACUACUUUGUGACGUGUCCUAAAAAAGCUUUUAUAU